Molecule: messenger RNA, 1938 nt
Organism: Closterium sp. Naga37s-1
Lineage: Eukaryota; Viridiplantae; Streptophyta; Zygnematophyceae; Desmidiales; Closteriaceae
Source: the annotation of a GenBank genome assembly
AUGCAGUCAAAACAACACGGUCUAGGAACACCUUCAGCUGACGCCUACAUACCCGCAGAGUCAGCUCCAGCGGAAGAGCCUGAAGAGGUGCGAGUCCUGCGGGCCGAAGUGCAGCUGCUAAAAGGCGGUCUGGCGCGCGCGAGGGAACGCGAAGCGGCCGCGUUGCACCAGCUGCAAGAAGUCGCCGCCGCGGCGAAUGCCAAGCUCGCAGUAGCCAACGCUGAGGUGGCGUCGGUGCGUGCUGAGCUGUCAGCAGCGAACGCCAGAGCGAAUGCAGCGCGAAGGGAGAAAGACGCGGCGAUGAUGGCGGCAGAUAGACGGAUAGACGCUCUGCAGAGGGAGCUUUCAGUGUUGAUGGAAGAGAGGGAGGAGGCGGCAGAAGUGGCGGUGGCGGGACGGGAGAGCUUAGACAGAGCGGAGGAGUAUCUAAAAGCACUGGAUAUCGCAAAAGUGGAGGUUAAGAAGCUUAGACUUGAAAGGGAUAUUUUGAUGGAGAAGAAUAGAUUGCUGGAAGAGGAGAAGAAUAAAAGCAAGAAUGGCAAGAAAAGCGUGGACAAUGCGCAGGCUAAGGGAGUGUCGGACGUACCUGACGUACAUGUGACGGAUCCCGUCGGUGGUGAGAAAUCGCCUGCAAGCUCGGCGUCGGACACGGUUUUGGGUCCUUUCGAAGCUCUCCUGGAUCUGCCGAUUGGUGCUGAGCAAGCUGCUGGAUCAAGCCAGAAAGAGUCGGAUGGGAAGGAAGAAUCUGCUGCUCAUCUGCAAGACCCUGAUGCGGAGGGGGGAUCAAAGGAUGAGGAUGCUGCCGGUGACAUUGACAACAACGGUGAUGACUUGCAGCAAUCUGAAUCCCCUGGGGAUGAGGAUGAUGGUUACCUGAGUGAUGACUCUGACGAACAUCUGGAGCCGGAUUCGCUUAACAGUGUCAUUGCUCUUAAGCGAUUCUCACUAACCUUACUGGUGCCGAUUCUCAGGAGUGUUGAAGUCAAGCGUGCUGCAGUGACAGUAGCUGCGAUGCUGGAUGAAUGGAAGGAGCUGCUAUCGUCAGAAAUGCUGCAGACUACGACGUACCAAGAUCUAACGGCGGUGUACUUCUCUGGUGCACGCUACGGACGGCUGCAAGUCACUUUCAACAAUGUCCGGGACGCAAAUUUUUUCUGGAAUCAAGUCAUUCGCCAUGAGUGCGUAAACGGAGACUUCAUUGAUCUCGCCUGGCAGCAUCCGGAGGACGCGCGUUUUCUCCGUGAGCGUGUGCUGAACCCCAUGGCUAAGGAGAUUGUGGUUAAAAAUGUACCGGCGGACUUAACAGCGGAGUUGAUUCGUCGGCUGUUGGUGGUGUCGAAGCUGGUCAAGAGAGGAAGGAGUGCGUUCGUCAGCGGCUUUGGCUUCCAUCGGACGGUUGACCCAGUGACUGGGCUGGAUACUGAUCGCAUCCGUGGUCUGAUUAUCCCGCACGCUGGUGAUGAGUAUCGGUGGAGGUAUUUUGUGGAAGACCCUACCACAGGGAAGCGUUACCUGCUGCACUACCCGUCGCUGACCUGUGACCUUUGUGGGGGUCAGCAUCUGUCGCGGUACCACGAUCGUUACGUCACACCGAGGCAGGAGAACUUCAGCAACUGGAACCUGUCUGUUAAGAAGACGGAUCUCUAUCUUUCCCUCCUCGCAGCUGCUUCCUUGAUAGCUUCAGACCUCCUGAAACGCAUCAUGAGGGACCCGGCAGUUAUCCUUUCUUCUACCGGGGGUGCGCGGGAGGAGUGGAUCUGUGUUCAGGCAGCAUGCGAGAAGGCACAGGGAAACCGCUUCGAACAAGCAUCUGCGCACAUCGCAUCAGCUCGGCACAAAGGGGGGCUCAAGAAGGAGGGAUCGGCAACGCGUGUCAGUGUGUCUUCUCAGAAGAUGAUUGCGUUCAAGAGGGAGUACGUUGCAAAACCGGCGAAGUGA